AUGACGGAGGCCGACCCCAUCGAGCUGCAGAGCACCUACUCCUGCUUCAUGGCGUCGCCGCCGCUGGUCGUCAACUUCACCUAUGCGCUGCCCCAGCCCGUGGUCGAGGUGCCGCCGGUGGACCCCAUGACCACCCUGGGGCUGCCCCCCUUCUCGUCGCUGGAUGACCUGCGCAGCUCCCUCAAGAUGCCGCAGGCACCGAUCAAGCCGCCGCGCGCCGCCUCUUCCUGGGACCACUCGCCGUCGCCCCUGGCCUUCAGCCCCAGGCUGGCGCUGGCCGAGGUCGUGAGCACCGCCGAGUCCACCAAGCUGGUGGCCAGGAAGGUGAGGCAGGUCACCUGCACCGCGGGCCCCGCGUUCAACACGCGCAGCACCAGCCGCCGCGACAGCGCCAUUGCCUACCGCACGCGCGCGCGCAGCAUCUGGUGA
Molecule: messenger RNA, 429 nt
Organism: Monoraphidium neglectum
Lineage: Eukaryota; Viridiplantae; Chlorophyta; Chlorophyceae; Sphaeropleales; Selenastraceae
Exons: 3
Coding region: 1-429 (142 amino acids)
Source: RefSeq, a predicted model, not a curated record